This is a messenger RNA of Phytomonas sp. EM1, 315 nucleotides long. The record is from the annotation of a GenBank genome assembly. NCBI's taxonomy places the organism in Eukaryota, Euglenozoa, Kinetoplastea, Trypanosomatida, Trypanosomatidae.
AUGCUAGAGCGAUCUAGUUCCUUAGAUGUGGAGCCAUUUCGAAUUAGUAGACGGUCUUUGCUAACUGCGAACAUCAUUCUUUCUAUCGGCCUUAUUUUUAUAAAUAAGGAAAUUUUUGAGGAAUUUGGCUUUCCUCACGCACUUAUACUUACCACUAUUCAUUUUGCAUUUACUCUUUUAGUAUUAAUAGCUUGCCGUUGGCUAGGGAUUUUCAAGUUCAGGAGGUUGCCUAUAUUCGAGAUCCUACUAGCAUGUCUAGGCUUUUGCGCCUAUGUUUCCCUCUCCAACCUUUCUCUCAUGCUCAACCCAGUGUGA